This is a messenger RNA of Hyaloscypha bicolor E, 1696 nucleotides long. Its product is annotated as HET-domain-containing protein. Lineage: Eukaryota; Fungi; Ascomycota; Leotiomycetes; Helotiales; Hyaloscyphaceae. The record is from RefSeq and is a predicted model, not a curated record. The transcript has a single exon. The coding region runs from base 271 to 1344 and encodes 357 amino acids.
GGCAUUCUAACUCUUUUAAGGCUUCGACCUAUUCGUUUACUGUCUCCCCUGAAUCCUAGGUAUCCGAGCCUUCACAAUUAGUGAGCUUAGCCGAGGACUUGUUUCUGUAAACAUGUAACAUUUCGGCUACCUUUAUAUUUGAGGCAAUCGCGUCCAUGCCCAGCCUAGUUGAACCUAGACUACUCCAUCAUUAUUCGAGUCAUAGCAAAGCCGGCAGGUUCUCUGCUCACAGAGGCUAAUCUGCGUUGUGCUCCACACCACAGACUUCCGAUGACGACCAAGUUUGCGUACAAGUACUCAGAUCUCGGACCACGCCGCCAGCCAGCCGCAACUGCUGGCAAAGGCUGCAACCGAGUUCGACUUCUUACCCUGCUCCCCGGCGUCUCCGGGGAUGAAAUCACCGUAACUCUGCGCAUGGUCAGCCUGGACGCCCUGAACCACACGAAAUAUGAGGCUCUGUCUUACGUCUGGGGAUCGGAGAAGGAGCCUAUCGCCAUCACGGUCGGUCGCAGGUGGAGCCUGAAUGUCUCCCGGAAUCUUGCUGUGGCUCUCAAACAUCUUCGCUUCGAAGUCGAGCCUCGCGUUCUCUGGGUCGACGCCAUCUGCAUCAAUCAGGAGGACCUCCAAGAGCGUGCCCAGCAGGUCGGCUUUAUGGGAGACAUAUAUCGGCGAGCUUGGCAGGUCGUCGUUUGGCUCGGCCCCGAGGAAAAUGACAGCACGUGUGCGUUAGACUUUGUUAACACUCUUAAUCGGGUGGUCUCGGUGAAUUGGUGGAAUGGCACCAUGGGGCCUGCGAUAGGGACCGAGAUGAUGAGCCUCUGGCAAGCAGACCAUUCGAUCUCCUUCUCCGCCAUGGUGAGGGAAGGUCUCGCACUCUCGGCGCUUCUCGAUCGCCCCUGGUUUCAACGUGUUUGGAUCCGACAAGAAAUCUUCCUGGCUAAGAAGGCGAUUGUCCAGUGCGGCCAUAAGGAAAUCCUGUGGGCUGCCUUGAAGAAUACGGCCUUCUGCAUAUCCGAGAAGAACUUCUACUUUGGCCCACUUCAGAUGACGCUGGACAGGUCUAAUGUGUUCCGCGAGCGGUUGGCCUUGGUUCAAGAUCUUGGUCGGGAGCGGCCGGAUCACUUGCUCGGAGUCUUGAAAGCGACCAUGGCUUCCAAGUGCAAGGACCCCAGAGACAGAGUCUACGGUGUACUGAAUAUGCUCGAUCCGCGAGAAUCGAACGCCGGCAUUAUUCCGGACUACACCCUGUCCGCGGCCGAGGUCUACAGGAAUUUGGUGGUACACUUUAUCGCUCACUACAAAUCCUUAGACAUUCUCUCCUAUACGAGACUAGAAAGGUGUUGAACUAGCUAGCUUGGCUAGCAUCCAUUCCUUCCACUCCAGGUUCAAUCACUAAUUCAGUUCGUCCGAUUAUUGGGUAUUACUUACGUACGAGCACACCAAUCGUUUAUUAGUAUCGCCAUUCGAUUACGUUCCUUAAACGUACGUUCAGGAAUCAGAUUGGUAAAUCGUUCCCACCACCAAGUAAGUGCGGGGUAAAUCACAUGGUGCUGGGAAUCAGGAAUAUAGCUAGGGAACCCAUUCCCUCUGUUUUUUAUGGAAUCACUCUCCUGUAUCUAGUCAAAACUAGUCAUUCUACAGAUUGUCAAUCUCCAAUAUAUCGAUUUUCCACCGAUAAAUCGAUCCAAGUUCAAUA